Molecule: messenger RNA, 1643 nt
Organism: Lycium ferocissimum
Lineage: Eukaryota; Viridiplantae; Streptophyta; Magnoliopsida; Solanales; Solanaceae
Product: armadillo repeat-containing protein LFR-like
Exons: 8
Coding region: 69-1463 (464 amino acids)
Biological process (GO): chromatin remodeling; positive regulation of DNA-templated transcription; regulation of transcription by RNA polymerase II
Cellular component (GO): brahma complex; SWI/SNF complex; nucleoplasm
Molecular function (GO): protein binding; nucleosome binding
Source: RefSeq, a predicted model, not a curated record
CGACUCUCUUGGGACCAGUUCUUGACUUUUCAGUCUCACAACAACCGCUAUACUCUCUCCAAAAAGAGAUGCAGAAAAGAGAGCAAUCAAAGCUAACCGGAUCAACUGGUGGCUCGGCUGCACCGCCGGCUAAAAGAGGUCGCCCAUUUGGUAGCGGAAAUAGCAACGCCGCCGCUGCAGCCGCCGCCGCCGCAGCAGCAGCUGACUCAGCAGCUCCUUCAACACUACUCGGCCCUUCACUUCAAGUUCACUCUGCAUUCGCUGAACAGAAUAAUAAAAGGAUUGUUCUAGCUCUUCAAAGUGGAUUAAAGAGUGAGCUGACAUGGGCAUUAAAUGCCCUCACUUUGCUAUCAUUCAAGGAGAAAGAUGAAGUCCGCAAGGAUGCGACUCCUCUUGCCAAAAUUCCUGGAUUGCUUGAUGCUCUGCUUCAAGUUAUAGAUGAUUGGCGUGAUAUAGCCUUACCAAGGGUACUUGUAAAGGCACCUCGUGUCCGGCUUUUGGGUGCAAAUUCUGCGGUUACUGGAUUUGGACUUGAAUAUGACGCAUUAAACUCGAAUGAAUCUUUUCCCAAUCCUAGCACGGGUGCUGGAGCUGCCAACAGAGAGUCGUCUGUUCGGAAGAGUAAUACCAAGUCUCGCCCCGCGGGUUUGUGGUUUGAGGAAGAUGGCCUAUUUAAUUUGGAUGAGGAGGGGCGGAUUGAAAAACAGCAGUGUGCUGUUGCUGCUUCAAACAUUGUUCGCAACUUCUCUUUUAUGCCAGAGAAUGAAGUCAUCAUGGGCCAGCAUAGGCAUUGCUUAGAAACUCUAUUCCAGUGUCUGGCAGAUUAUAUUACAGAGGAUGAAGAACUUGUCACAAAUGCACUCGAGACUGUAGUGAAUAUUGGGCCAUUGAUAGAUCUCCGGAUCUUCAGUUCCUCAAAACCUUCUUUUAUCAAAAUGACGGAGAAACGUGCAGUCCAAGCUCUCAUGGGAGUGCUAGGAUCUGCUGUUAAGGCCUGGCAUUGUGCUGCUGCUGAAUUAAUUGGUCGUCUUAUAAUAAAUCCUGAUAAUGAACCUUUCCUACUUCCUUUUGCUUCGCAGAUUUAUAAACGUUUAGUUGAUAUCAUGAGUCAACCGGCUACUGAUGCUCAAGCAGCUGCUAUUGGUGCAUUAUAUAACCUUUCAGAAAUAAAUAUGGACUGCCGUUUGAAGCUGGCUAGUGAACGAUGGGCUAUUGAUAGACUCUUGAAAGUAAUUAAGAUGCCACAUCCAGUGCCAGAAGUGUGCAGGAAAGCAGCAACGAUUUUGGAAAACCUUGUAUCAGAGCCACAGAACAAGCCCCUCCUGCUAGUGCAUGAAAAUGCAUUUGCCGAAAUGCUUUUCGGUGACCCAAGAUACUCAGAUAUAUUUGCCAGGAUACUUUACGAACUAACAUCAAGGCCAAGCAACAAAAUGGCAUCAGCUCGAGGGAUCUGGGGCAUGUAAUAUCAAAACACACAAGGUACCUUAUUUGGGUAAGAUAUGUUGUACAUAGAUUUAAAUGUGAUUAGUCGAGCAUAUGCUUUUGUUGUAAACCUAAUGUUAAUUCACCUCAGAAGUGCAAAAUAUAUAUUACUAUAGGUUUAUCAUUUCUGGCCUUCAUUUUAUUCGAAUCUGUUAAAACUC